GGCCAAAAGUUAAUAAUUUCCCCUUGAAUCCGACCGUUUCCACACCUUCCCGUAGCUCCCGUGACCGGCUCCUCCUCCUCUCCCACCUGCUCGUCGCCGGAUCUCCUUCGCCGUUCUUCCCCCUCUCCGGUCAUCAUCCUUUUUACUCUCCUUACUUCGUGCUCUGCCCCGCCGAUCGUGUGCUCUCCGAUCGCGUCGCGCCUUAACUUAUCUGAAAAAAAAAGAGAGCAAGUUUUGGGAAAUUUGCUACGCCGAGGCGAGACCGAUUCCGGGAAUGGCUGAUCUUGGCGAAUCAAGAGAGGUGAGAGUGUUUGAGAGUACGGAUGAGCUCGCCAUCGACUUGGCCGAGUAUAUCUCGCUGCUAUCGGAGGAUUCCGUGAAGGAGAGGGGAUGCUUCACUGUCGCGUUAUCUGGAGGAUCGCUGAUAAGUAUGAUGGGGAAACUUUGUGAAGCUCCUUAUAACAAGACUGUUGAUUGGACGAAGUGGUAUGUGUUUUGGGCUGAUGAACGUGCUGUAGCAAAGAACCAUGUCGAUAGCAACUUUAAGCUCACAAGAGAUGCCUUUCUUUCUAGGGUGUCUAUACUCAGCAGCCAUGUGUUCUCCAUUAAUCACAAUGCAACAGUGGAGGAUGCAGCUGGAGAGUAUGAAUUUGCGAUUCGCCAGCUCGUCAAGGUCCGAACUGUAGGCGUUUCUGAAAGAAAUGACUGCCCCAAGUUUGAUCUUAUUCUUCUCGACAUGGGACAGGAUGGGCAUGUCGCUUCACUGUUCCCUAAUCACCCAGCUCUUAAACUGAAAGAGGAGUGGGUUACCUAUAUCGCUGAUUCACCUAUACCUCCACCCGAAAGGAUUACUUUCACACUCCCUGUGAUCAACUCAGCUUCUAAUAUUGUUAUCGUGGCUACAGGUGAGGAGAAGGCCACGGCUGUGGGUCUUUCCAUUUCCCAUGAAAACGAGAACUCCAAUGCAUUCUCGUUGCCCGCUAGGAUGGUUCGACCAACUGAUGGUAAAUUGGUGUGGUUUUUGGAUUCCUCAGCUGCUUCGCUUGGCGAUGUCAGCAACGGUGGUUCUGGAGAAGCCAUGUGAUAGGUGUAAAAGGUCCAGUAAAUGUGUCUGUAGAUCGAUUUCCGAAAAAAUUGUUUCUCUCGAGAGUAGCUGCUGUGAAGAGGGAGUUCCAUUGCCGCUCGGUUUAGUAAACAUUGUAGUUCCUCAAUCCCUGUUAAGCAUGUAUACAGCUUUUGUUCUUCUUUCUCAAAUAUCAAAAACUAUGUUUGCUUCAA
Messenger RNA from Zingiber officinale, 1278 nucleotides. RefSeq names its product probable 6-phosphogluconolactonase 1. The transcript has 4 exons. Bases 275 to 1084 code for a protein of 269 amino acids. The record is from RefSeq and is a predicted model, not a curated record. Gene Ontology annotation, biological process: carbohydrate metabolic process; pentose-phosphate shunt. Gene Ontology annotation, molecular function: 6-phosphogluconolactonase activity. NCBI's taxonomy places the organism in Eukaryota, Viridiplantae, Streptophyta, Magnoliopsida, Zingiberales, Zingiberaceae.